Messenger RNA from Procambarus clarkii (red swamp crayfish), 1608 nucleotides. RefSeq lists its product as uncharacterized. Lineage: Eukaryota; Metazoa; Arthropoda; Malacostraca; Decapoda; Cambaridae. The record is from RefSeq and is a predicted model, not a curated record.
GACUUCACGGGCAGAGGACGCGAGGCGACCCCUAAGAACAUAACACACACACAAGCCGCCGAGGUUCACAGUGUGGUGGGGACGGCGAAGAGAGAGAGACAGAGGACCAUUUUGUAGCUGAAGAGGCGUCGAGGAACAAGGAAACACCAGCACCAUGAAGGCAUCGCUCGUGCUAGUGAUCCUCUGUGUCUCCCUGAUGGCGGGAGCAGAGGCCGACGGGGGUGUACCUGCAGGAUCACCGCAACCCAGCGGGAGCGACGCCGCUGCUUCUGGAACUCUCUCGGAGCAAAGGUAUGGACCCGAACACAACGAGCAUGGAUCCGGAGGCGAAUUCGAGGAGCACGAACACGGGUGUGCCCCGAGGAGACUCUGCGAUGAGAACGAGGGCGUUUGCAGGCGUUCUUGCAACGGUCCAGUGGAGAACGAGGUGCACAAUGGCUGUGGUGGGAAUGGUUGCAAGUGUUGCACUCGUAAGAAUAAGAAACACUGCACCAGCAACGUGGAAUGCAGAGAGCACGGUGGCAGGUGCACCCAAGCCAAAUGCAAGAACCACGAGGUCCUCAUACGUCGUGGGUGCAAAGGACAAGGCUGUAACUGCUGUGUUCCUAAUGUGCGUGAUGCUGAAGGUGUUGUCAACGAGGAGACUCAAGUGGUAGAGGAGGUAGAAGAGGAAGGAGGAGAGGAGAAGAAUGAAAGUUAUGAUGUCGAGGAGGAAGAUGAAGAAGAGUAAAAGCUUCUGAAUCUGCAAACGCAAGCACACACACACACACACACACACACACACACACACACACACACACAUACAGAAAUAGGAAAGCUCCAGCGGCUCUCACAGACUGACGAACAUCAGAAUACCACCAUUUGGCACCAUGGAAGAGGAGGCCACACAACACCAUUAUUUACCAUCGGGAGACCAGUCCUCUAGAACCCAGUAACCAAGGGAAGACCAUGUUACCACAAGCAGCACAACACGAGACUUGUAAAGGCUCAGAAGUUUACAGAUAGAGAAAGGAACUCAGACCUGAACUGAAGGAAAUAUGUGAAAAUAUUGAGGGAAGUGUAUCGAACGGCGGCUGAGAAGUACUGACAACUAGGAGACAUGAUAGACGGUGAAUUAUCAAUGUUGAAAAGAAGAGAAAUGAGAAAUAAAAUGAACUAGAUGAGGAAGCAUGAGCUGCCAUGUCACUGCAUUUGAUGACUGACAACUGGAGUCUACACCUCGACUUGCGUGGUUUGCGGGAGUAGAACAACUCUCAACACCUGUAAAGCAGGUAAACACACUCUACACAUUUUCCCUUCGCUUCCAAAGGCGGCGUAGUUUACUUUAAAGAAAGACGAAGCAUGUUUGGAUUACUUGCACAUUCACGUAACUGGCAUCCACCAUGACUUUCCACUACCAUUAUCAGGCAGCAUAAUGUACACACACACACACACACACACACACAUAUAUAUAGGACCAGGAUUCGGACCCCAGUUGCACGGGAUUUAAAGUAAUAAACAUAUAAAUAUAUAUAUAUAUACAUUUGUUGCAAUUUGCAAUAACUUUCUACUUACGAAAAUGUCAUUGUUAUUUCAUUGGUUUAUGCACUAAUAAAUACAAAAAUACAA